AUGCCGAAGGUGCUGCUGGUCGUGCUGGGGCUCCUGCUGGCCCUGGGGUCUUCACUGGGCUCCUCAACCACGACGACCACCGAGACGCCAAAGGAACACAAAGCGGCGCCCAGUAGCAAAGAAAUCGUGACGAAAAUUGUGAAGAAAAUCAAAGUAAUGGCUGAUCAACACAAACUCCCCUCGUGGCUUCAGGAGCAAAUCGUCCCUUACGGUGACUCGGUAGCUUCUGGGCAUCCACACGUCCACAUUGUUAGCAACGAGGUGGAACCGACGCCCGACCCCAACUACUCCAUCACUGGAUACCACAUUAAAGGAAUGCUCGGAUUUGCUGAGUAUUUGAUUCUUCUUAUUCUUCUCAAGGGUUCUCUGGAUCACGUCGCGGAGAGAUACAAACUGUCGAACAAAAUCAAGGAGGACGAGUUGAUAGGGAAAAAAUCCAGACGAGCCACCAUCGAGAAUCUCGACGAACUGAGCCGGACAAUCGUGAAAGGUUUGAAACACAGGAAGUUUGAGCAAAAUAAAACAAGCGGAUUUUGAAUUGCUUUUUACAAUUGGAUGAUUUUUUUACUCUACAAACAUCAAUAAAACUGUUCUAUUCAGUUUGUCAAUACAGCAAAGCAUGCGCUUAAUUUGAGAUAUAAAAAAUUUGAAACUAAAUUUAAUCGAUUUUGUUAAGCAGAGAAAUGAUAAUUAAAGAGUUAUUUAUUACAUGAGGUUGUAGUUUUUUUGUUGUUAUACAUCUUCUCCGAUAGACAGUCACUGCGCUGGCGACACUUUGUCUUCGUAAAUUAAUUACAGCUCACGCACUCACAGUCCAGUUCACGACACAAACGACACUCUCGUCUCUUUUUCUCA
This is a messenger RNA of Neocloeon triangulifer, 855 nucleotides long. RefSeq lists its product as uncharacterized. Lineage: Eukaryota; Metazoa; Arthropoda; Insecta; Ephemeroptera; Baetidae. The record is from RefSeq and is a predicted model, not a curated record. The coding region runs from base 1 to 537 and encodes 178 amino acids. The transcript has 4 exons.